Molecule: messenger RNA, 4170 nt
Organism: Nerophis lumbriciformis (worm pipefish)
Lineage: Eukaryota; Metazoa; Chordata; Actinopteri; Syngnathiformes; Syngnathidae
Source: RefSeq, a predicted model, not a curated record
AUGAAUAAGAUGUUGGACUCAGAUGACACUUGGUCCUUGGACGAGCUUUUUUCCGAGAAAACCUUCGUCCAAAAAGUAAACCCACUGCACCAGGAGGUCAGACCAUGGCGGCUGGAAGCACCACCAUCUCUUUCACAGAUUCCAGCCACCCAGGUUAUGCAGGAAGAUGCUGAAUUGCUCACUACCCUUUAUAGUAUCUCACAAAUGGUGUCAAACAAUCCCAUUGAGAAGGAGGGUAACGAAAGCCAAGAGAACACCCAGAACUACAUAACAUUUGGCAUUAGGGAAGGUGAAUGUUUUAAGGACCCCCUUCUUAGCCCGCAUCAGAGUCGGAUAGAUGGAGAACACAUUCGGCAAGAUACUGAUCAAGAAAACUUCGGCAUAAAGUAUUCAUCUGUGGAUGACAGAAAGCACCUACCUCUUCAGAGAAGCUUGUUCAAGGUUCCGGUGUCAAGGUGCGGAGGUGACUCGUCAAACCCAAAUGACCUCUGUCAAAGUCGCACAGCAUCCAGACCCCAAACUUUUCGCAGUCCGGUUUCCAUGGCAACAGUGCCUCCUCCUUUCCAGCCACCGAGGGCGACAUUUUACAAAGCCGCUCCUCCUUCCCCUUUCCAGCCGGCCUCCUUCCUCCCCCCUCGUCUGGUCUCAUCUGCAGUAAGCGUCAACCCCCCCCAGCGGGCGGUCCAUGUAGAAAGGCAGGACAAGGACACAAUGAGAGCCUUGGUUCCAUCCACGGUGCCUCCGCCGCUCCAUAUUCAAGGGUCGUCAGAAUUAGACUCUUUGCGCCCAGUCUCUGAAAUCCCAGUUAAGUUCAGACCCGUCUUUAGCGAGUUCCCGUUUUUCAAUUUUGUCCAGUCCAAAGCGCUUGAUGACAUUCUUUAUACAGACAAGAACUUUGUGGCAUGUGCUCCGACCGGAUCUGGGAAAACCGUGCUGUUUGAACUCGCCAUCAUUCACCUGUUGAUGAAGACCUCAGAGCCUUGGCAUGAUGUCAAAGUUGUGUAUAUCGCUCCCAUCAAAGCUCUCUGCAGUCAAUGUUUUGAGAAUUGGACAAAGAAGUUUGGUCCUCUGGGGCUGAAAUGCAAGGAGCUUACGGGCGACACCGAAAUUGACGAUAUUUUCGAAAUCCAGGACGCCCACAUCAUCCUGACUACUCCAGAAAAAUGGGACAGCAUGACCAGAAGGUGGAAAAGCAACUGUCUUCUCCAGUUGGUUAGACUCAUCCUGAUAGACGAGGUUCAUGUUGUGAAGAAUGCAGCACGUGGUGCUACUCUGGAAGUGGUGGUUAGCAGGAUGAAGGCUGUCCAUGGCUACAUGGUUGUCCAAAACCAAGACACGGGCAUCACUAUGAGGUUUUUGGCAGUGUCAGCAACUAUACCCAAUAUUUCUGAUAUCGCAGACUGGCUGUCCAAUGAGAAGGGCCCAGCUUCAUAUCUCCAAUUGGAUGACAGCCACCGCCCGGUGAAGCUGAGGAAGGUCGUUUUAGGAUUCCCCUGCAACGAAAACCAAUCAGAGUUUAAGUUCGACUUGUCUCUCAAUUACAAGAUGGGCUCUAUCAUCCAGACUUACUCUGACCAGAAGCCAGCUUUAGUUUUUUGCUCCACAAGGAAAGGAACUCAGCAGUCAGCUGCUGUUCUGGCUAAGGAUGCUAGGUUUCUUUUAAAAGUUGAACACAAGCAAAGGUUGAUAAAAUAUGCACAGUCCCUUCAGGAUUCCAAACUGAGAGAUCUGGUGGUACUAGGAGUUGGUUACCACCACGCCGGAGUCGAAGCAUCGGACAGAAAAGUGAUAGAAAAAGCUUUUACCCUUGGUGACCUUCCUGUCCUUUUUACCACACGAACUCUCGCCAUGGGAGUAAACCUUCCUGCUCACCUAGUGGUGAUCAAGUCCACAAUGCAGUAUUCUGGAGGCUCCUGUGAAGAGUACAGUGAGGCAGACCUGCUGCAGAUGAUUGGCCGUGCUGGACGACCUCAGUUUGACACAUCUGCCACUGCAGUGAUCAUGACCAAAAUGCAAACCAGGGACAAGCAUACGAAACUGAUGAACGGGAUGGAGAUUAUCGAAAGCAGUUUGCACAGUCACUUAGUAGAGCACCUGAAUGCUGAGAUAGUUCUCCAAACGAUCAGCAAUGUCAGCAUGGCUCAGGAUUGGAUACGCUCCACUUUCCUUUACAUCCGAGCGCUGAAGAAUCCCUUACACUAUGGUUUCCCGACUGACUUGGACAGAAGUGGAAUUGAAUCAAAACUUCAUGAACUGUGUCUGAAGAACCUUAACGCGCUGCAUUCUAUUGGUCUGAUCAUUAUGGAUGAGGACAUCAGUGUUAAACCUACAGAGGCUGGCGGGUUGAUGGCAAGAUAUUGUAUUGCUUUUGACACUAUGAAGCAGUUCAGCAAAUUGUCUGGCACCGAGAACCUGUCCGAUUUGAUAGGGCUUGUUUCAAAGAGCCGAGAAUUUUGGGACAUCCAGCUGCGAGUUAUGGAGAAGAGGCCGUUGAAUAACUUGAACCGGAAUGUGAACGCAACUACAAUCAGGUUUCCGAUGGAAGGAAAGAUAAAAAGCAGUGAUAUGAAAGUGAACUGCUUGAUUCAAGCUCAGUUAGGGUCCAUCUCAAUUCAAGAGUUUGGACUUACUCAGGACACAGCAAAAAUCUUCAGGAUUGGGCUGCGCAUUAGCAAGUGCCUCUCUGAAUACCUUAGUCAGAAUUUCAACAUGGGCUUCAGUACUCUGCUCAACGCUCUGAUCCUGGCCAAAUGUUUCAGAGCCAAACUCUGGGAGAACUCUGUGUUUGUCUCAAAACAGCUUGACAAAAUAGGGCAAACUCUGUCUACUGUUAUGGUGAAUGCUGGACUCACCACAUUCAGUAAGAUAGAGCAAACCAACCCGAGAGAGAUUGAGAUGAUUCUCAACAGACAUCCACCUUUCGGAAACCAAAUUCAAGAAUUUAUCCUGUAUCUCCCAAAGUAUGAGCUCUCUUUGGAGCAGCUGCCAAGAUACAGUAGCAGUAUUGCUGAGAUUGUUGUGAAGGUAACCCUCAAAAACCAAAAGCUACUGAUGUCCAAGAGAACCGCUCCAGACCAUCACUAUGUGUCUUUGCUCAUCGGAGACUCGGACAACAAUUGUGUCUUCCGCCAAAAACUCACUGACCUCGCACUGUUGAAGUGCAGUACCUGGUCAAAGAAGAUUGAAGUGAAAAAGGCCUUGAAGGGAAAUGAGAUCAGUGUUCAUCUGAUCAGUUCAGAAUAUGUUGGUCUUGACGUCCAGCAAAACUUGACAGUGUACUACUAUGAAAGUGCGCACAACAGGUCAUAUGAUUCUUCUGGAGACACUUCACAGCAGUCAACAACAAAUUUUCAGUCUGUAGGCAAAUCUGCACGUCGAAGGGGAAACGCUGCAUCUACAGAACAAGAUGCAGCUAACAAAAGACAAUGCAACCACCUCUGCAAGAAUAAGAACCAGUGCGGCCAUGACUGUUGUAAAAUCGGUGUAGCUGUGGUACGAAAGAGGCCAGCAGGCAAAAGUGGGUUUUUUUCUUCCUUUUUGGAUGAUCUGAAGAGUAGGUGUGACACACUUGGGCCCUCUCCAGUCAAACGACUCAAGAUGAAAAUGAUGGAGUCCUCUGUGGGUGUGAACAUGGAACAUAGCUACAAAGCCAAGCCACAACAUACUCUGACCAGUCCCUGGCAAGGGUCACAUCAGACCACACGCAACAACAGUGAGACAUUGUCUAAAAUUCCAAAUGUCAGCUUUGACCUGGGAAAUGAUUGGGACGACUGGGACGACUUUGAUGUUGAGGAACCGGUUCAAAUCGGUGACACAUCCCUGACUCAAGCUCAACAAUCUGCUGAAUGGAAAUUACCAGGUUAUCUGACUACACCCCAGUGUCGUCCUACCGGCAUCGCACUGAGGACAAGUUCUCAGGCUACACCGAACAAUCCUGGACAUUCUCCCUUGACACCUAGACUGCAGAACCAAGCAAAGAUGCAGAGUCCAAGCAUGUUCGAUACAGUUGUCCCACCAAAUGCACCAGAAAAAACCUCAAACUUAGUGGCACAGCUCACUCCAAGGUUUAAUUUUUUCACAACAACGAGUGGACCCUUUGACGCCAUUGCAACUGACAACAGCAGCAAAAACGAAGACGUUUUUGACGGCAUUUUUGAUGGCAUAUUCUAA